Exophiala xenobiotica is the source of this 1262-nucleotide messenger RNA. RefSeq lists its product as uncharacterized. Bases 270 to 851 code for a protein of 193 amino acids. The record is from RefSeq and is a predicted model, not a curated record. The transcript has 2 exons. Lineage: Eukaryota; Fungi; Ascomycota; Eurotiomycetes; Chaetothyriales; Herpotrichiellaceae.
CGCCACUCACACAUUUCUCCCGACCUGCCAUGAUGCCAACUGACAUGGACGGAGUACGUCGUGUCCACGAUAAUGGUUCGAAAUCUUGAUAAGCCUUUACAAACACAUUCGCAGAUAAUGAUGGAUCCAUCAAUAUAAAAGGUUGGUCAAAUGUGGGUUGGCCUCCAGGGAUAAAAUCUCAUGCACCAACAUCACUGCAAACGUCCAUUGAAUAUAGGACUCUAGCUUUAACAAUUACCAACAGCAUUCACUGUGUAUAUCGUGACAACAUGAUCUCGGAAACAGCACCGGUUGCCCAGGCCCAGGACAAGAGUGAAACCAUGUCAGCCAUCAAGGACAACGCCUUUGUAUCCUUCUACAACGAUUGCGACGUGAGCGAGUAUCUAUUCAAGGAACCUGCAUUUAAGCAUGGGUUCCUUCCACUGGAACCGGAACCGGAACAGCCCAAACAGUCUCAGCCAAUUCCGUUCAAAGCGAGAAUGAGACCUGCAGAGCACAUAAACACCGGCACCACCCCUCCGACCACAACGGUUCUAGAGAAGAAGCAAAUGGCACCGACACCUCUCAAAACAGCCACAAAAAACGAAAGCACUUCGGAAAAAGGGGAGAAAGUCUACGAAAGGGAAAGGAGACCUAGCUUCGUUGAAGUCUCGGUGCCCCAUCUUCAUGAGGAACAUCCCCAUCACCAUCGGCGGCAUUCUUCAGAGACUCAUCUGCCCAUGAGUUGGUGGCCAGAUACGGAGACUGUCGCCGAGCAUGUAUGGGUGGAACGCGAGGAAUGCGACGAGGAUCUUUCUGCGGACGAGGAGGAAGAUGCCAUCGAGGAAGCUUUCUAUGCUUCUUACGAAUAAUUAAAUUUCCGACGAGACACACAUUGGGACGACUUCGGCUUUCCAAGGGCAUCCGCGCAGGGAGUUAUUUGGCAGGCAGCGAGGUCCUUUCGGCAUCGGGACGAUUGUGAUGACAGACACGAAUUUUUCCUCCUGUAUAUACUUAUUACCUUUUAGUGCCGAAGUCAGGCGGAUACUUGAGCAAAAUGAAAACCUUGUACGACUCCCGAACCAGACAGAUUGAUGUCGAGCCAGCAUAGAUUCACCCUGUAGACUCUGCUCCCAUCCUGUCGAGAGGACACUCGUCUGACCUUUGACGGGUCAUGAACUUCCAGUCUCUUCUAAACCGCAGAUGCUGCUUAGAUCGUCGAAGUAAGGAUCCCUUCGCGUGUUCUCCGGUAGUCUUAUAUAUUGGUCUCACGGCAAAGUCGA